CACUCCUCUCGCCAUGACAUCGCCAGCCGACCGGCGCAUCGUCGUGCUCAUCUCGGGCUCCGGCUCAAACCUGCAGGCGCUGCUGGACGCCGCCGGCUCCUCUUCGCUGCCCGGCGCACGCGUCACGCAGGUGCUGUCGAACCGCAAGGCCGCGUACGGCCUUGAGCGCGCUAAGAAUGCUGGCGUGCCGAGCGCCACGCUGUCUUUGAGCCCAUGGCUCAAGGCGCACCCCGGCUCGUCGCGCGACGACUACGACGGCCUGCUCGCCCAGGCCGUGCUGGCCGGCGGCGAGGGCAAGUCAGAAGAGGUGCUCGCAGCCGCACGCGAGGGCGCUGCUUCCUCGUCAAGCGCACCUGCAACUGCGCUGCCCGACCUUGUCGUGCUCGCCGGCUUCAUGCACAUCGUCUCGUCGGCCUUCCUGGCGCCGCUGCGGCGCGCCGGCGUGCCCGUCAUCAACCUGCACCCGGCGCUGCCGACGCAGUUCGACGGCGUCGACGCGAUUGGGCGCGCCUGGCGUGCGUUCCAGGACGGCACGCUCAAGGACGGCAAGACGGGCGUCAUGGUGCACGAGGUCAUCGAGGAGGUGGACCGCGGCGCGCCCAUUGUGGUGCGCGAGGUGCCGUGCAGGGAGGGAGAGAGCCUGGAGGAGCUGGAGACGCGCAUCCACCAGGUGGAGCAUGAGAUCAUCGUCGAGGCCACACGGGAGAUGCUGCAGCGCAAGCAACGGUGAGGAGGCAAUGUCACCAAUCACAAGGCGCUGGCGUGAUAUGCAUUGUCAGGGCAUGAGGGCUGCGGCAUCUAUGAGAGGGAUGGACGCGACG
Tilletiopsis washingtonensis is the source of this 821-nucleotide messenger RNA. Its product is annotated as phosphoribosylglycinamide formyltransferase. Gene Ontology annotation, cellular component: cytoplasm. The record is from RefSeq and is a predicted model, not a curated record. The transcript has 2 exons. Gene Ontology annotation, molecular function: phosphoribosylglycinamide formyltransferase activity. Bases 14 to 730 code for a protein of 238 amino acids. Gene Ontology annotation, biological process: 'de novo' IMP biosynthetic process. NCBI's taxonomy places the organism in Eukaryota, Fungi, Basidiomycota, Exobasidiomycetes, Entylomatales.